AUCAAACUGUCGAGCCCUGGAUUACUCCUAAUGAUCAAUAUGCGACUCGUGUUGCCUCUGCUAUUGCUGUUCUUCGAGGUCCAUUACGCCUCUGCAAGCCGUCACUCUCUGAUAUAUUUCUACACGGCUGUGUCAGGAGACAUUGACUUUCCAGAGUUCACUGCUGUGGGUCUGGUGGAUGGUGUGCAGUUCAUGUACUUUGACAGUUACACACAGAAAGCUGUUCCUAAAACAGACUGGAUCAGACAGAAUGAGGAAGCUGACUACUGGAACAGAGAGACUCAGAUCCUGCUUGGUCAACAUCAAGACUUCAAGAGCAACAUCCAGACAGCAAAGGAACGCUUCAACCUGACAGAGUCAUCAGGUGUGCACACAUGGCAGGGAAUGUACGGCUGUGAGUUGGAUGAUGAGACUGGACAAACGUAUGGGUUUGAACAGUAUGGAUAUGAUGGAAAGGAUUUCAUAUCUCUGGAUGUGAGGAACAUAAGAUGGGUUGCUCCAGUUCAGCAGGCUGUCAUCACUAAACAGAAAUGGGACAAUGACAAAGCACAGCUUGUUUAUGAGAGACAGUACCUCACUCAGACCUGCAUUGACUGGCUGAUACAAUACUUGCAUUAUGGGAGGAGCAUUCUGGAGAGAACAGUCUCUCCUGAGGUGUAUCUGUUGCAGAAGAGCUCCUCUUCUUCAGUGGAGUGUCUUGCUACAGGUUUCUACCCAAGGCAAGCACUGAUUUCUUGGCAGAAAAAUGGUCAGGACCUUAAUGAGGAUGUGGAGCUGCUGGAGACUUUACCCAAUGAAGAUGGAACCUUCCAGAAGAGGAGCAGACUGACAGUCUCAGCUAAGGCACUGACUGAGCACCAGUACUCCUGUGUUGUAGAUCAUAAGAGCCUGCCAGACAGGACCGUGAAGACCUGGGAGCCUGCUGACAAUAACAGCGGCGUGAUCAUUGGCAUUGUGGUUGCAGUCAUUGUCCUUGUUGCUGUCAUUGCUGGUGUUGGGCUCUUCAUAAGAUCCAAGAGUGGUCCCAGCUCUGCUGCCUCUGUUGGCUCUAACGACUCUGAUGUGCCCAUUUUAACAGGUAAAUUAGCAGCCAGUCUCUUAAAUCCGAAUGAAGAGCAGCAUCAACAGUAG
Messenger RNA from Chanos chanos (milkfish), 1131 nucleotides. Its product is annotated as major histocompatibility complex class I-related gene protein-like. The record is from RefSeq and is a predicted model, not a curated record. Gene Ontology annotation, biological process: immune response. The coding region runs from base 31 to 1131 and encodes 366 amino acids. The transcript is spliced from 7 exons. Lineage: Eukaryota; Metazoa; Chordata; Actinopteri; Gonorynchiformes; Chanidae. Gene Ontology annotation, cellular component: external side of plasma membrane.